CGAUUAAUAAAUAUUAUCAUAACAUGACGACAAAUUGUAUAAACAUUAACAAAAGAAAUCUGUGCGAAUCACCGCGUUCGGGGAUUCACGACUGAAGUAUUCUUCGCGCUAUGUUUUUGUUUAGCUCUCUCGUAGUUUUGUAAACUCUAGUGACAGUCGGUGCGACGAUGAAGUUCAACGCCAGUCGAUUCACAUCACACUUAGAAUACGCACCGCACAAUGUUCCCAAACCUGACGGUGCUACAGAUAGCAAUUAUCGCCCUAACGACAGUAUCUUGUGAAGUGAAUAGGGAUAAAAGGGGACGCCGGAAAAACGAUUAUCCCGACAAGUCCUUGUGGAAAAAGGAGUACGAAGAGGAAUUGACAGACGCGAUGCUGUCCAACAGACGGCGGGAAAACUACACCAGGGCGGCCCAGGGAUCCCCGUCGGACAACGACGCUAUUGUGGAAAAAUUAAUGGAGAGCAUAACUUCCAGUGAAAAAUACCUCAAAAAAGUUGACAGCAUAGAUUUCAGACUGAACAGACUGGACAUUGAAGUGCACGAGAAGACUAAUGUUAUAUUGAAGCAGUUGGCGGAAAUUGGGAAUGCUGUUCGUACGGACACAUGCGCUGACAAGUUGGAUUCCACCUUACACGCGCUCAAGUCUGAUAUGAACACCCUCAAAUUCUUUGUGGAAAAGAGACCGUCGUCCCGCACUGGAUCCAUAGGCAAAGCACUCCCGGCCGCAGCUCCCAAGAAGGCCGAAGGCGCCGAUUACCAUAUAGAUUCUACCCUGGACACUCGGCUGACGUUCUUGGAGAACCACAUGAAGAGCAUCCAGACCGGCGUGGACUCCAUCGUGGCGACUAUCUCCGAGGUCAAGAGCAGACAGUACACGAGAACAUUUGCCAAGUCUGACGUCACGGGCACCGUGGACACCAUGUCACUGAUCAACGAGUUCAGGAAGACUUUACGAGAACAGAAAAACAAGAAGUGUGAAUGCAAGUCAAACAGAGUGGAUCGUUCAGAGCGUUACCCGACAGACUGUCACGAGAUCCAGGUCCAAGGGUUCAAUGUGUCCGGGAUCUACAAGAUACGACCCGAGGAUAUGGAGCCCUUCUAUGUGCUGUGUGAUCUCACCACCGCAGGCGGAGGAUGGACGGUGUUCCAAAAUCGAUUCGAUGGAUCUCAAGAUUUCUACAAGGGCUGGUCUGACUACGAGUACGGUUUUGGUAAUCUCGCUGGCGAGUUCUGGCUGGGGCUGGAGAAGCUGAACUACCUGACUAAUCAGAAACUGUAUGAGUUGAGGAUAGAGAUGGAGACACAGCACGGGCAGGACGCGUACGCUGGCUACUCGGUCUUCACUGUAGGACCGGAGCAUGAGGGCUACAGGAUCAGCACACUAGGCACCUUCUAUGGAACUGCAGGUGAUUCACUAUCAUACCACGCCGGUCAGAAGUUCUCAACGUUAGAUGUGGACAACGAUGAGUGGAAGGAAGGCGCGUGUGCGACCGAGCAUGGCGGCGCUUGGUGGUACAAGGAAUGUGACAAGAGUAAUCUCAACGGAAAGUAUUCAAUGACUACGGAAGACAAUCGAGGGCAAUCCAUGUACUGGAUAUCGUUCAAGGGUCCCAACUUCCCUCUGACUAAGACCAAAAUGAUGAUCAGACCGCUGCCCGCCAGCAAGCCGAUAGACUACAUGGAUACGAACAGGAAAAUUUUAGAAGGUCCGGAACUGAGACCCCCCGUCGACAAAGUGAGACCGAUCCCCGAUAAGUUACCGGGACUGCGAACCAAUAAUGUAAAGGGCACGUACGACCUGAGCCCCAGCCAUAGCCAGUACAGAUACGACGAGCCUACCGCCGACGCCUUCUUCCCUAACUACGCGUGACUCCGUGGGACUAGCCACCAACUGUAAACUGCAAUGCACCGUAUGUUAAGCUAGGCUAGCGUAUAUUAGUGAUAGCGUCAGUUCCUUGUGACGUACUUACAACCCUAGUUAAUUCGCUCCAACUCGUAUAGUUACCAAAACAAUGUAAAUAGAGUAGUAGGAUACCUUGAAUAAUUGUUCGUCGAUAAUGUAGUUCAUAUAGAGCUCAACUCGCCUAUUGCCAGGAACCUUGGGUCCCGUAGUUACGUGCCCAGGUCAUGCAAUCAUUUGAUAUUAUUACUUACGUUUCCUUAUUGGGAAAUUCGAGAUAAUCUUGACAAUUGAGUAGACAGUUGUGACGUAGGUAUUUGUAUUUGUAUUUUUAAGGCGUUUCUGUAUAAAUUAUGUUUACUUUAGUAGAAAUUAUGCGUGAACUUUGUAUAGACCGGUACUAAAAUAAAUUGUUCUAUUGAAUUGUAUGUUUUAUGUAAAACUAAGAUUAGCGAUGUUAUAAUUAUUUUUACAAUCAUGAUGUACAGCCCAUUUUUUUAUAUUAUUGUGCUCUUAUCUCGGUUUAUGUCUUUAUUAUUCUUGUAAUGAUCGUACCUAGUAGUUUUACAUCGGUUUUAAACAAAUUGUGUCGCGGUUUAUUCUAUAUUUUUCUAUAAACUAAAGGUUUUCUUGACCCAGAAGUUUUUAGUGCUCUCCAAAUAAAUCGCCACACAUUUUGUCAAGUUUAUUCAGACUCAUAUUCAUACAGUAGGAAGAUAUAUUUAUA
This is a messenger RNA of Trichoplusia ni (cabbage looper), 2629 nucleotides long. RefSeq names its product microfibril-associated glycoprotein 4-like. The transcript has 9 exons. Bases 220 to 1872 code for a protein of 550 amino acids. The record is from RefSeq and is a predicted model, not a curated record. Lineage: Eukaryota; Metazoa; Arthropoda; Insecta; Lepidoptera; Noctuidae.